AUGCCGCAUGCGCAUCCACCAGAACAUCGCUCAUUGCCAGCGGAGAAUCGACGCGGACACUUUUUUGGCGUCAUGGUAAUCCCUCGCAUUGCAUGCACUACGAAACAUUCGUUGGAGAGAUUCCGCGAGUCGAUAACAGGGCUAGUCAUGGCUGACCAAAUUACAACACUGUUUGAAAGUGAUGCGAAGGGAUCACCAAGAUUGGCAAUCGCCAUUGCGGCAUUUGCUUCCCGCAAGCAGGGCGCCUUUACAGCUGAAAAUGCCGUGUUGGAGCUAAAUGAGCAGCAACUGGGGAAUGCCGCCGCCGGCUUUCCGCUCAUUGUGAAAUCAAUGCCCAAGGAUUGGACCGAUUCGGUGCUGCAUUCAAAGUUUGCGACAUCCGCUAUCAGGUCCGCACGUAUCAAACCCACUGGGUUCCGUGUUCAUGACAUCCUUGGGGGAAUUAUUCUGUUCGAAACGGAGUUGGAUGCUCGCAACGCUCAAUACAUACUAGCAGCGACGUUGGCCUCAAUUCAACUUGAAGGGCUUGAUUACUUCUCAUUGGAGGAAAAAGUACUACGGACUUCUCUGCGCUACACAGCAGGCGGCGUUAUAGACGCAUUGAAGGGGGGGAACACUGGUAAUGGGAAGAAAAAAAAUGCUAACAUUAGGACCUACGUUAGGACCUCAGACUCCGACGCACUGAUCAUGAGCUUACAAGAAACAAUGGAGCAGACCAUUCUAGAGACAAAGGUGGCUUUUUCAGCUGCUCAUUAUCCAAUUGGGAAGAUCCUUGUGCUUGAAUCAAGGCUUGCGGGUCAAUUUGGAUCUCUGCGAAAGUCUAUGAGGGAUUUGAAGGAAUUAUUGGCGGAUAUUCAAGACUCGGACUCGGAAGGAUCAUCUGAGUAG
This is a messenger RNA of Laccaria bicolor S238N-H82, 888 nucleotides long. RefSeq lists its product as uncharacterized. The record is from RefSeq and is a predicted model, not a curated record. The transcript is spliced from 3 exons. Bases 1 to 888 code for a protein of 295 amino acids. Lineage: Eukaryota; Fungi; Basidiomycota; Agaricomycetes; Agaricales; Hydnangiaceae.